Messenger RNA from Hydractinia symbiolongicarpus, 2981 nucleotides. Its product is annotated as RNA-binding protein 28-like. The coding region runs from base 46 to 2598 and encodes 850 amino acids. The transcript is spliced from 7 exons. NCBI's taxonomy places the organism in Eukaryota, Metazoa, Cnidaria, Hydrozoa, Anthoathecata, Hydractiniidae. Gene Ontology annotation, molecular function: RNA binding. The record is from RefSeq and is a predicted model, not a curated record.
CAGGGAGGGAAGAAGUAAAAAACCGCCCUGUUACAGCAUUUCAAUAUGGCUGACAAGCACGAGGACGAUGCAAACGCUGCUCCUAGAAAAACAGUGUUUGUGAGGAAUCUAUCAUUUGAUACCACCAGUACACAAUUAGAAGAAGCAUUUUCCGAAUUUGGACCUAUUAAAAAGGCGUUUGUUGUAAAAGAUCAGGAUAAUGCUUCUAAAUGCAGAGGAUUUGGAUAUGUUCAGUUUGUAUUGCAAGAUGACGCAGAUAACGCAGCUAAAUCAGUUAAAACAAUCAACAGCCGUAAAGUUAAAAUAUGCUAUGCAAACAAAAAGCCUAAACACCAGAAAAGAAAAGAGAAACAAGGUAAGAGUGCUGAUAAUGAUGAAGAUCUUGAUGACGUAAAGUUACAAGAAGAUAAAAUAGUGAAAGAAAAUAAAAUAGUGAAAAAAAGUGAUAGUGAAAAUCAUCAAGUAGAGAAAAGUGUGAAAAGUGAUAAAGCAAAAAGUGGUGCACAUGUUCAACGAAUCACUGACAGGACAGACUUGCAAAGAACUAUUGUUUUAACUGGAUUGACAUCCAAAGUAAAAAGAAAAGCUUUUCGCGUUAUGUGUGAACAAUUUGGCGAGAUUGAAAAUAUUGUUUACCCUGUACCCGAAAGAUCUGAAGUGACAGCGUUCAUUCGUUUCAAGGAGUAUAAAGCAACUAUCAGAGCAAUACAAAAAAUUCCUGGCCGGAAAGUGAAGAAGUCCCACGCAUUAUCAGCAGUUUUGCUAACAAAAGAGGGAAAAAAUCCAUCGAAGAAAAUGCUAGGCCUGUCAAGGUUGAUUGUUCGAAAUUUGAAUUUUAAAUGCGAUGAAAAUGACAUUCGUUCUUCGUUUUCAAAAUUUGGAAAGAUUCUUGAAGUGAGCAUCCCAACCAAACAUGUAAAAAACAGAGAAAUCAAAAUUGGUUGUGCAUUUGUUCAGUUUGAAAAUCAAGCCCAAGCAAAAGCCGCUGUGGAUGCAUUAAAUAUGACAGAGAUAAAGGGAAGAACAGUAGUGGUGGAUUGGGCUGUCUCCAAAGAAAAGUAUGAGGAAAAUAAAAAUACUGAAACAAUUUCCAAAGUGAACAAAAAGAAGGAGAAUUUGACAAGCGUCAACAACAACAGCGAAACUGUAAAGAAAGACAAAGACAUUGAAAAUGAUAAUAGUAAAAUUCCUACUGAUGGUGGUGAUGCUGAUGAUGAUGUGACAGGUGAUAGUGACGAAGAAGAAGAUGAAGAAGGAGAAGAUGAAGAUGAAGAAAACAAAGAGAAUGGGAGUGAAGAGGAUGUCAGUGGAGACAUGGAAGACAGUGAUGACGAAAAUAAAGUUACAAAAGUAGUGAAGAAAAGUAAAGACGUUAAAGAAGGGAAAACUGUUUUUCUGCGCAAUCUUUCAUACGACACAGAUGAAGAGACAGUGGUGUCGCAUUUCGAAAGAUUCGGCGAAAUAGAAUAUUGUAAAAUUGUUUACGAUCAAGAAACCGGUCGAAGCAGAGGCUCGGCUUUUGUAAAGUUUAAAGAAAAAAUAUCUGCGGAGAAGUGUUUAGAAGAACCACAGAAUUCUGAAGACGGAGGGACGUUUCGUAUAGAUGGUCGACCACUGAGUGUGUCCUUAGCUGUAAGUCAAGGUAAGCUCGGUGAGAUCAAACGCGUGCAGGCUGACAACAAAAAAGAAAAAGACAAACGAAAUUUGUAUUUGGCAUAUGAAGGAGUAAUUACUAAAAGCUCUCCAAGGUUUGAGAGUUUAUCAGAAGCGGAUUUAAAGAAAAGAGAGAAAGCAUUGGCAGAGAAGAAAACAAAACUGAAGGAUCCGAACUAUUUUGUUUCUACUACAAGGUUAUGUAUUCGAAAUCUUCCGUUGACAACCGACGCAAACGAAUUGCGUAGUGCGCUUCAUAAACAUGCUAGCAACGAAAUGAAAAUUACAGAUGUGAAAGUGAUGCGAAGCAAAGAUCGAAAAGAUCAAAAUGGCGUUCCUCGCUCCCUCGGGUACGCUUUUGUCAACGUUGACACACAUGAGCAUGCUUUGGCGUUACUUCGGGCUACGAAUAACAAUCCGGAUGUGUUUACUGAGAAGAGAAGACCGAUUGUCGAGUUUUCUGUUGAAAGUACGAAAGCCUUGAAGUUACUGGAGCAGCGGAAACUAAAGAAUCAACAAAAACUUACGCAAAAUGAACAAAGUUCAGAAGAACAAAAUAAUGGAGAACUUGAAAAGACAUCGACGGAGAAGAAAAAAUCUCAGUGGGAGAAACGACUUGUGCGAUAUAAAAAAAAGCGGGAAGAAAAAAAGAAAAACAACCUUACAAACAAGUCGAAUGAUGUUGAACAAAAUAAUAUCAACUUUGUAAAUUCCGCUAAAAAUGGCGGCGAUAAUAGAUUAAAACGAAAACAUUACGAUGCACCUGUGGAAAAUAUCAGUAAUAGUGAAUCUCACACGCCUGUGAAAAGAGGGCGGAAGGUGCGUCAGAAUCACAAUGCCAAAGAAGAGCAAAAGUUUAAUUCACUGGUGGAACAAUAUAAGGAUAAACUUUCUGGUUCAAAAAUACAGAAAAAUAAAAAGAAAGACUCUAGGUGGUUUGAAUGAAGAAAAUGUAUUUAUUUAUAUUUCAGGCUACCAGCUUUUCAUUUGACAAUCUUGACAGAACUAUUUUCUCACAUGCCUCUUAUAACUAUGUACUUUUUUGUUAAAUGAAGAAUUUGAUUUGAGAUUUUCGUUGUCUUACAGCAAAAAAAAAGUGCCAUCCUGGAUUGGCGAGGACGAGUCUGUCAAAUAGUUAAUAAAUGGGUUUUUAACAUUGCGAUCAUGGAAAUAAUUUUGCUCACAAGAAAAUAAAUGAAAUAUAAUUUGGGUGAUAGGCCGUAAGCAGACAUCCUUCACAUAGAUUUUUUUUCUAUUUUUUGUUCAUUUAGUUUAUCUUUUUAGAAAGAAGAGAGCAUUUGUGUCCGAUAAGCAUUUUAAAUGAAGAA